Messenger RNA from Dunckerocampus dactyliophorus (ringed pipefish), 2192 nucleotides. RefSeq names its product CLN3 lysosomal/endosomal transmembrane protein, battenin (gene cln3). The record is from RefSeq and is a predicted model, not a curated record. The coding region runs from base 137 to 1447 and encodes 436 amino acids. NCBI's taxonomy places the organism in Eukaryota, Metazoa, Chordata, Actinopteri, Syngnathiformes, Syngnathidae. Gene Ontology annotation, cellular component: membrane; lysosome. Gene Ontology annotation, biological process: regulation of intracellular pH; lysosome organization. The transcript is spliced from 15 exons.
AGUAGCGCAACAAAACAGAAGGAGCGAACUUCCGGUCCCUGUGGUCUGUUGACUUUAAUGUUUUACUUUUUGUAUGAAUGCGGUGCCAUUAAUAAUUCUCAUGUGGUUUUAACAUUUAUGUGAUUUAUUUAUAAAAAUGGAGCGGUCUGUAAACUCAGACGUUAUUCAAGAAAUACACACGACCAGUCCUUGUAGACAAUGGCGCAAUUGGGUCGGAUUUUGGUUGCUUGGACUGUGCAACAACUUUGCAUAUGUGGUCAUGCUGAGCGCUGCUCAAGACAUCCUUCAAAAACAACAGAGCCACAAUGCCACAGUAUGUAACUCCUCUUUAUCAACAUUGGAACGUGAAGAUGUGAAGGCUGCCAACAGCAGCCGCUAUGAUUGCAAUCCUGUCUCAACUGCAGCUGUGCUUUUAGCUGACAUCCUUCCAACCCUCCUCAUCAAGCUGUCUGUUCCGCUGCUCAUCCACAAAGUGCCUUAUGGAGUUCGAGUGUUAUUGUGUGUGGUCAUGGCUGCGGGGAGCUUCCUCAUCGUUUCCUUCUCUUCAGGCGUGUGGAUGAGCCUUGUUGGAGUGAUCUUUGCCAGUGCCAGCUCAGGAUUUGGAGAGUUAUCUUUCCUUUCUCUCACGGUCUUCUACAGCAGGGACGUGCUCGGGGGCUGGGGUUCAGGGACGGGUGGGGCUGGUGUUGCGGGGGCCCUCCUUUAUGCUGGCCUCACCCAAGUUGGCCUUUCACCCCAACGUACACUUCUCAUCAUGCUGACAGUCCCGUGUGCUAUGCUCAUUAGCUACUUUUUCCUGCUGGUUCCGCCACCAUCAUUCCCUCAGUGGAAGCACGGCGAGAUGGACGUCACCGUGGGGUCAGAUGAGAGGCAGCGGCUGAUGGAUGGAUGCUACCAGGAGCAGGAAGCAUGCGGCCAAGAGAGCAGAUAUGUACCUCUCACUCUUGCAGACAAGUUCCAUAUCAUCAAAGACUUGAUGCCCUUCAUCUGUCCUUUGGGGCUGGUCUAUUAUGCUGAAUACUUCAUUAACCAGGGCUUGAUGGAGCUGCUGUACUUCCCAGAGUUUUUCCUGAGCCAUGCAGAGCAGUAUCGCUGGUAUCAGACGUUGUAUCAGGUGGGCGUGUUUGUCUCUCGAUCCUCCCUGUGUUGCGUGAAGAUCAGGAAGCUGUGGGGCCUUGCUGGGCUGCAGGUGGUGAAUGCGCUGCUGCUUCUGUUGGCCGUCCGGUACCACUUCCUGCCCAGCGCCUGGCUGGUCUUCCCCAUCAUCUUCUACGAGGGUCUGCUGGGCGGAACCGCGUACGUCAACACCUUCUACUUCAUCAGCAAGGAGACUGAAGACAGACAGAGGGAGUUUGCCAUGGCUGCUGCCAGCGUAGGAGACAGCGUGGGCAUCGCCUUGGCGGGGGUCACCGCCUUCCCUGUCCACAGAUACUUCUGCUCCCUUUGAAACGUUCCACACACUCACCAGUCACUCAUACUGACACCAUCAAUGACUCACAGAAAUCCCACAUUUUACAUUCCACAGGUCGGUGGAGACGUACUGUAGUUUGGUAUGAUAAUCCCACCCGGGAGUGUGUGCACAUCCUCAUCAAUCCUCAUGGGAAACUCCAUUCCUUUAGUGACUCAAGUUACGAGUCGCUCCCUGAAGUGAAUCGGGUACUCCAUUCAAUCAUCGCCAAGUGCAUGUCUGAGUUUUUGGCAGUGCGCUUUGUGAUGAGUUACAAGUUCCACACGGGAGUCGAUCAAACCUGCAGGCUGAGAGAGUGAGUCGUUUGUUUAGUUGAACCUGUGGUGCAGCUCAGGCAGGAAGGGGAAAGGGAACCGGCUCCAACCAGCUGAGCCCGCUGGCUCACACAUAGAGACAUACGACAGGAAGAUACAAAAUGAUUUGAUUACAAUUUGCUUUAAAAGCAUCAAAUGUUACCAUGUAUGGAAAGUAAAAUAUUUAUCAAAAUAAACAAAACAAAUUGAAUUGAAACUCAAAACAAUAAACACCACAAAGCCAAAAAAUAACAAAGGAAAGGAAAAGCAAUGGUAAAACCAAGGUCCCACUCCAAAGCAAUCAAUUAUUAAGAAAUCAUGUAAACCCAAUCACAGUCGCCCCUCGCCACAUCGCAGUCCGAAUAUUGCUCCUCACUCUUAUCGCGGUUAAAAAAAAAAAAAAGAGUUAAUAAAUACUGUUUUGUGAUUGA